GACAUGAGAAAAGUUCAAUGUUUCAGCUGCAAGGAAUGUAGCCAUAUUGUUGCUCACUGUGCAAGGAAAUCUUGCAAUUACUGUAAGAAGUCGGGGCAUAUUAUCAAAGAAUGUCCUAUACAUCCCCAAAAUCGUCAAGCUAAUGCUUAUCAGGCCACUGUGAGUCCAUCUACUUCCGCUAACUCUGCUAUUGUUGGUGAUUCAUCUACUCUUACUCCUGAGAUAGUGCAACAGAUGAUUAUUUCAGCAUUUUCAACCUUACGGCUGCAAGGAUCAGGUGUCAGGGAAGAUACUCACGAAGGGGCCUAAAGUUGGAC
Molecule: messenger RNA, 317 nt
Organism: Juglans microcarpa x Juglans regia
Lineage: Eukaryota; Viridiplantae; Streptophyta; Magnoliopsida; Fagales; Juglandaceae
Exons: 2
Coding region: 4-309 (101 amino acids)
Molecular function (GO): zinc ion binding; nucleic acid binding
Source: RefSeq, a predicted model, not a curated record